CCCCUCUGCCUGAGGGUGAUGAGACCAGAGGCCUGGAGUGACCCUGAGACCCAGGAAGGAGCAAGCUCCCCAACAAUGACAACCACCCCAGACGUCUGUCCUCUCCCAUCCCUGGGGCAGGACCUGGAGCAGGAGGAGAUCCUGAUUGUGAAAGUGGAGGAGGACUUCUGGGAAGAGGAGCCCUCCCCACAGACCCCAGAUCCCAGCCCUGAGACCUUCCGUCAGCUUUUCAGGCUCUUCUGUUACCAGGAGGCGGCAGGGCCUCGGGAAGCCCUCAGCCGCCUCUGGGAGCUGUGCUGCCGCUGGCUGCGGCCGGAGCUGCGCACCAAGGAGCAGAUCCUGGAGCUGCUGGUGCUCGAGCAGUUCCUGACGGUGCUGCCAGGGCACAUCCAGGCCCGUGUGCGUGAGCAGCAGCCCGAGAGCGGUGAGGAGGCCGUUGUCCUCGUGGAAGGGCUGCAGCGGGAGGAGCCCGGGAAGCAGAGACAGCGGGGCCCUGAGUUGCCCCCUGGGACAGGGGAAUGGUGCUUGAGACACCAGGCAGAGGCUCAGCCAAAGGUGUUUACCACGGGGGAUGGAGCUGAAAGCUGCAGCCAGCAUCAUGCAGCUCAACCUGAAAAGGGUCCCCUUCUGUGGACUAAGAAGGGCCCAGCAGACUCCCGGAAUCAGGAAACAGUGUCGUGUUCUGUCUCGUCAGCAACAUCCUCCCUUCCAGGCUGGUCUCAGCAGGUUCCAGAGACCCUGGAGGAUGUGGCUGUGUAUCUGCCUGGGGAGGAGCAAGAGCACCUGGACCCAGCUCAGCAUGACCACACCUGGGAUGUGUUGCCGGAGAGUGAAGCGAUGGCCAUGCAGGUGGAGGAUGGCGGUGAUCCUGGGGAGAAGCCCAUGAGGACAGAGUGGUACCGGGUGCUGUCAGCGCAGUGCUGGAGCUCAGCCAUAGCUGAGCAGCGGAGAGACUGUCCCCCACCAGGAAGAGGGGGGUCCCGAGGACCCGACAAGCCGUUCGUUUGCCCUGAGUGUGGCAAAGCCUUUGGGAAAACAUCCCACCUGACCAAGCACCAGCGCACGCACACCGGGGAGCGGCCCUACAAAUGUCUGGUCUGCGGGAAGGGCUUCAGCGACCGCUCCAACUUCAGCACGCACCAGAGGGUGCACACGGGUGAGAAGCCCUACCCGUGCCCUGAGUGUGGAAAGCGCUUCAGCCAGAGCUCUAGCCUGGUUAUCCACCGCAGGACACACACUGGGGAGCGGCCCUAUGUGUGCGGCCAGUGUGGCAAGAGCUUCAACAACAGCUCCCACUUCAGCGCCCACCGCAGGACACACACAGGUGAGAAGCCCUAUACCUGCCCAGCCUGUGGCAGGGGCUUCCGCCGAGGCACUGACCUGCACAAGCACCAGCGGAUUCACUCUAGGGCCAGUUGUCCACCCCAGCUUCAGGAAGCUCUGGGAGCUGAAGCCUGAUACCACCCAGGAGAGGCUCCAUUCCACAAGUUCUCAGCUGCAGCAUUUGUGAAACUGCUGGGCUCCCUUUCCAUCCAUGAGCUGACAGCAUCUUGAGGCUGACUGCCCCUGUUGUGGGCAGGAGGACAUGGCCAGAACACCUGAGGCUGGGAGGGAGCCAGAGGCCAUGCUUCAGGGCUGCAGUCUGGCAGCAGGUAUGCAGGUUGCACGAGCGUCCUGGGGCAGCUGUCCCAGGCAGCACCGAUGAAGGCUUUGCCCAUGGCAGCCUGUUCUAAACUGCAGGCCACGAGUCCAAAGCCAAACAGAGGCCCUGGGAAUGAUCCCUCACCUGCCCACCUGGCUCGUGGUAUGCCUUGGCUUGCAGCCUCACUGCUCCUAACUCUGGCUGUCAUCACAGCCUUCUGCCCGCUGUACUGUGACUCUGCCUUAGUGAGGAUUUAGGGCCCUGAUCCUCUGUGACCUCAUCCUAACUGGUUAUAUCCCCGGAGAUCCCCAUACAGUUAUGUCUCAAGGUUCUGGGAGCACUCGCUCAGCCCCCUCGGGGGACCUCUGCAACUGCCUCUGCAGCUGUGAGGCUCGAGGGCCAAUUCUCCCAGCCCCCCACUGUCCCUCCAGUUCAGAAACAACCUUGCGAAGUGGGGCUUUCCAGGACUGCAGCAGUGUGGUGAGUCUGGGGUUCCUGGGAUCCCAUCUUCCUAACCAGGCCCUCUGGAGUCCUUCCCCAGGGUAUGGCUUCCUUUGGUGGGAUGUCUGGCACCUUCAAGCUACCUUCUGGCUUGUGAGAGGUGUGAGGCUGGCUGACCUGUCUGUAGUCACACCUGGUUAGAGGGGCCAAGGGGAACAGGAUGGAAACCUCUGGUAAAGUUAGUUGUCACUGCAGUCAUAGGCCAGCUGCUUCUAGAUUAUAGAAUAUAUUGUCCAAGCAGUGAGGCCUGGGCCGUUGUAGCAGCCUGUGGUGCUCUGUUGCAUUGUCACCCAGGUGUCACCUGGAGUUCUGUUUGCAUAAUAAACAGUGUCAGUCCUGAUCAGCUGGUCCCUGCACCCUGAAGAGUACAGCCACAUGGUCUCAGCACAGCUUUUCCCUUGCAGAUGGUGCUGGCAGCCCUGGUGGGGCAUGUGGACCUCAGCCACACGUGGCCAAGCCACCCUACCACAAGAGCCCACUGUUGUGGCCCACCAACUUUCCCUGAAACCCACGGCCUGGCUUGUUCCUCUCAGCUCAGAUGGUGUUGCAGAAACUGUCUGUGGAGCAGCCUGGUUGGCUCGUGCCCUCUUCCCUGCCAGACAUGUUCACACC
This is a messenger RNA of Ochotona curzoniae (black-lipped pika), 2755 nucleotides long. It is a transcript of the gene ZNF500, whose product is annotated as zinc finger protein 500. The coding region runs from base 19 to 1458 and encodes 479 amino acids. The transcript has 6 exons. The record is from RefSeq and is a predicted model, not a curated record. Gene Ontology annotation, biological process: regulation of transcription by RNA polymerase II. NCBI's taxonomy places the organism in Eukaryota, Metazoa, Chordata, Mammalia, Lagomorpha, Ochotonidae. Gene Ontology annotation, molecular function: RNA polymerase II cis-regulatory region sequence-specific DNA binding; DNA-binding transcription factor activity, RNA polymerase II-specific.